AUGGGUAGUGGUGAAAGCAAAGGUCCCGUCAGACCAACUCCUGAUUUUGUACUUAAUGCAUCAUAUAAUUCUCAUGUGGUGAGAGCGGGAGUUGUUGAAAGAGAUUUGCAAGGAAGUUUAAGAGGCUUACUAAAAUAUAAUGACGAUUUUAAGCAUCAAGCAAGACACAUGUCCUCAAAUACAACCGUUGGUGUCCUCAUGGAGACUGCUAGAAAAGAUGGAAAUUCCAAUUUAAUAUAUAAUAACUGUCAAGAUACCGUUAAUAAAGUACUAAAUAAUAGUUUUUAUCCAUCUAACCAAAGAUGA
Messenger RNA from Diversispora eburnea, 306 nucleotides. Lineage: Eukaryota; Fungi; Glomeromycota; Glomeromycetes; Diversisporales; Diversisporaceae. The record is from the annotation of a GenBank genome assembly.